AGGCGGAUCCUGGCCCCGCCUGCAGGACGACAGCGCCUCCUGUCCGGCCGGUGCCGGCCGUUGCUGCCGCGUCUCCUGCCGGCGGCGUCUCCGUCCUGUGCGGCCGGAUGGUUUGUGGGUGAUACAUCUGCGAGUGCUUCAGAUUUCUCCUACAAGAUGUGUUCCACAAAUCCAGCCAACUGGGUUACCUUUGAUGAUGAACCACUCUUCCAGUCACCUCAGAAACUGGUUCAUAAUCAGAACAGUUGUAAAGCAAAUGGACUGAAACUCAAUCUAUCUACUGUGCAUGAAUCUUCAAGUCGAUCAUCUUCUACAGGUAGCACUCCACUCUCAUCUCCUGUAGUUGACUUCUACCUGAGUCCUGGCCCACCCAGUAACUCUCCACUUACUACACCUACCAGAGAAUACCCAGGCAUCCAGAAGCACGGGAUUCAUGUCCUUUAUCCUAUUCCUGAAUGGCCACCAAAUGCUAACCCUCCAUCACCUGGGGUUUGCUCUUCCCUAGCCUUGCAGAAACCCAGCAGCCUUCUUUUGACUAAUGAUGGUUCAGUUAAGACUUCAGUCUCCAAAUCAGUAGAUGAAGGAAACACUGAUCUGCAGGGAAGCUGUGACAAGUCAGAAGAGUCAUCAGUAGUGGGGCAGUUCCCAUACUUCCAGACCGACUGUGGUUUUUCCAGUCCCUUUUGGAAGGAAGGAUGCUCACUCAGCACAUCACCAGCUGACAUUAAUGUGUACGGGAAGGAUAAAGUGCUUGAUAAAGGCACUUGUCAUUCUAAAGAAAAAGAGAUUUGCCAUGAUCAGAAGAGCCUUAACCAGGGCUCCUUCAGCUACAUCUGUGAGAGGCUUGAACACCUGCAAGCUGAUGGCUCUGAUGCUGUGGGAACUCUGCCCAUCUCCAGUUCUCAUGAAUGGCAUAAAGAUCCCCCAGCUGUUCCUCACAGCCUGUUCAGGAGCCGGAAAGCUGAUGGAUGGCCAUUCAUGCUGAGGAUUCCUGAAAAGAAGAAUAUGAUGUCAUCUCGGCAAUGGGGCCCUAUUUACCUUAGGGUCCUAGCUGGAGGAAUAUUACAGAUGUACUAUGAAAAAGGACUGGAAAAACCUUUCAAAGAAUUCCAGCUUCAGCCACACUGUAAGCUAUCUGAACCCAAAUUGGAGAGCUAUAAUGUUUCAGGAAAAAUUCACACCGUGAAGAUUGAAUGUGUAUCUUACACAGAGAAAAGGAGGUAUCAUCCUAAGGUAGAAGUGAUCCAUGAGCCAGAGGUUGAGCAGAUGUUAAAGCUGGGAACCACAGAUUAUAAUGACUUCACUGAUUUCCUUGUAACAGUUGAAGAAGAGCUUAUGAAGCUUCCUACUACUUCUAAACAAAGGAGAAAUUAUGAAGAGCAAGAAAUGACUCUGGAAAUAGUGGAUAACUUCUGGGGAAAAGUCACUAAGGGAGAAGGAAAGCUUGUAGAAAGUGCUGUUAUCACACAUGUUUACUGUUUGUGUUUUGUGAAUGGAGGUACUGACUGCUUUCUAACUCUAAAUGACCUGGAACUCCAGAAGAGGGAUGAGCGUUACUUUGAGAAGGAGGUGGAGAAGAAAUGGAUCAAUAUUCUUGAUUGCCAUUUCCACAACUGUGUCAAAAUACAGGAAUUUGAGCAAUUGCGAAUUAUCAAGUUUACACCCCCUGAUGCCUGUAGGCUGGAGCUAAUGCGUUUCAGGACACAGUAUCAUGGAGAAGACCUUCCAUUUUCUCUGAAGGCAAUGGUAGUGGUUCAAGGGGCAUAUGUAGAACUUCAGGCUUUUAUAAAUAUGUCUUCAACUGCUCUGAUCCCAACACGGUUGCCCUCUGUGAAAUGCUGUGAAAAUGUUAUGAUACACUUUCCAGUUCCUGCACAGUGGGUUAAAGCACUUUGGACCAUGAACUUGCAAAGGCAGAAGUCCCUAAAAGCAAAAAUGAAUAGAAGAACGUGCCUUGGCUCUUUACAUGAGAUCGAAUCUGAUCCUGUAAUACAAGUCUCAGUUGGAACGGCAAAAUAUGAGAGUGCCUACAGGGCUGUUGUGUGGAAGAUAGACAGGCUUCCAGAUAAGAACUCAAGUGCAGAUCAUCCACACAGCCUGUCCUACAAACUAGAGCUAGGAUCAGACCAGGAAAUACCUUCUGACUGGUAUCCAUUCGCCACUGUGCAGUUCGUCAUUCACGAUACCUGUGCCUCAGGAGCAGAAGUGAAGUCACUGGGCUUAGAGAGUGAUGUGCAGCCCCAGAAGCAUGUGAUUCAGAAAGCUUUUUACCAUUGCCAGGUUGAAAUUGAAAAGAAGUGGAUUACGCUUGAUGGAGAAGAUCCAGAUAAGGCUGGCAACUGCUUAAUGCAGUGAAAGAGAACAGCGGGCAUCAUUGUAGGGUAUUUACACAGGAAAUUCUAUUGUUAGAAACAGCGCAAUGGCCUACUUUCACAUAAAAGAAGUCACUGAAUAUAUUUUUAAGUGCUUUUGAGUUUGAUUCUGCAAAUCAGCACUCAUUCUAUUGGCUUGUGUUCAAGUCACUUUCCUGUCAUGGGAAAACUGAUAUGGGCAAGGUCUGCUUGUAAAGGUUUGCAAGCUAUGAGCACUUCUUUGACUGAUCAUAAUAUAUUUUUUUCCUCUUGCAUAUCUAUGACUUGGGAACAAUCUCAUAUUCCACAUUGAAACCUAACGGCACUACUCAAAGAGUUUGAGCACUUGGACAUAUAAUACUCAGCAAUAAAACCUGCCAGGGCUCUUACAUGCAGACCAGCAUCUGUGUAGGGUCCAGCAGGACCAAUUACAUUUUUUUUAGUGACGCUUGAAAUCCUCCAUCCCCCAUAUUUCUGUUCUCCACAAUUUAUGUGAGCAGAACAAAUUGUAAUAUUAUUCUCUAUGAGAGCUUCGACUAAUGAGUUAGAACCAGGGUGAUUUCAUUGGUAAAAUGGGAAAAGUUCUUCUGCAGUAAUAUUCCUCAUUUUUCUGUGGCAGUGAGCGUUUCCUUCCCAGCACUUCUGUCUGUGUCAGCAUUAGACUUUUUUUUUCCACUGCUGCAGCAAGUGAGGGGGCAGAUCCUCAGCAAGCAUAAAGCAGCCCAGUCCCGUUUCAUUUGAUGAAGCUCUGAUAAUUUACACCAGCAGAGGGCUUUGCCCACAGAUUGAAAAAAAUGGUGACUUGCUACCAAUUGCUCCUUUAGGAUGCAGGGUCCAGAUGUUGCUCUGGAAACUGCAGGAGCUUCUGCGUGAAGGAGCCUCAAGACACAGAGCAUGUCUUCCCAUGCAUGGGAAGUGAGGUUUCACCAUGCCACUGGCUGAAGGCCUUUCUGGAAGGAAACAGUGCAGGAAUAGACUAUUUCAAGGGAAGUGAAGCUGUGUCACUUCACCAAAUAGCUACUAACAUUUUAUUAAUAUAUUAAUGUCCUAUCAUUGUAAUUUAGGAAGAGUUUUUCCACUUCCUUACAGCCUUUAUUCCCUUAAUCAUUUUAUGCAGGCUCUUUUCUCCCACUCGAAGAAAAGAAAUACAGUAAAUUGAAAAAAUAUUCUUAGUAUGUUUUUAUUUUUUCCUAAAGUAAUCCUUACUUGGAACAGACAUGUUUCGAGAACAAAAAUACAGUAAUGCACGAAGUUUCACUUUAUAUUUUUCUACAGCUUGUAACCGUCUAUAUGACCACUGUAAAAAUACAAAAAAAAUGUUAUUCCACCAGAGCAGAAAAAUGUGGGAUAUGCAUUGAGGAAAUUACCAGUCGGAGGAAACAGAAGGCCGUAAUGUGAACGUAGUUCACCACGAUAAACUUUUCUCCCUGUUUGGAAGCUGAGAAUGAGAUGGGUAAUAGAUUCUGUAGUAAGUCCUGGGAGCAGGAUUUUAUGGGUAUUGCACUGCCAAAGCCCCAAAAAGACUAUUAUGCUAUUUUGUCAUCUUUAUAUAUUAUCCCUUUUUAUUGGCAGAUGUGAUAUCAUAAAUCUAAGCAAGCAUCUGAGUACAGUAGGGAUCCAAAAUAUGUCUCAGAUAUUGUGUCAUCCAUUCCUCCUUUGACUUUGGUAGCCAUUGGCAUCUUCAAAUCAUGUCUGUUUUAUUGUAUUCAAAUUUAAUUUUGGUUUAUUACUUCCAAACUGAACUGAGUGUUACAAGCGCAUGCUGGGGCAACACUUUUAUACUUAGCACCAUGGCAGAGCUCAGUGAUUCAUUUAGGUCCAUGGAUAUGCUAGAGCUGCAAAGCUGCAUUAUAAAUUUGCCUUUCCUGGUAAUCAGUCCUAAUUCUAUCUGGUAUGGUGCAAGUGAUCAUUCCGCCUUAUUGAGCUCAUUAACAGAGAUAGGUCAAGCUACAGCUUUAUCCACAUGGCACAAUUGUGAAUUUCCAUCUAAGGCUUGCCAGACUCUCUGUUCACUUUAGCAGGAAUGGGAUCAGGGUCACAGGGAAUCCAUUCCACGGAGAUGGAAUGAAAGAAAGUUACUGUUACAUUCAUAGUUUUCACAACAAGUCUAAGGCUGAAAAACUACCCUCUUCAGUCUCAAACUGAAUCACCUCAAAAGGUGAUUGUAUGCCUUACUGUCAAAACAUUGAAACAUAUAAGGCAGUUAAUGAAAAAAAGUUUGGGUUGACCUUAUUCUACCCAUCAAAUUCUAACUUCCCAUUCUAUAGCAACAAUCUAAAGCAGAAACACUGGCUUCCCUUUUCUGAUAUUUCUUUUGCGUGCUCUGAUACUGUUGAAUAUAACCAGUUGAACAAAUAUUCUCAGUGUUUAACACUUAAUUGCUCACAUUUUCCAUGAAUGCUAUAGUAGCUGAUGGUAAGUAAACAUACUGGUCUUUAUUGUUUAGAAAUCUGGGCAGUAAAUUGUCUAACUGUAUUCUGGGGGGGAGGAAUGAGGUGAAGAACAGUUGCUAUAACAUGUCGAGGUACUCAGUGUCCAGCUGGCAGGGGACUGGAGCUUUACAUAGCCCAUGAGGUAUGCUGGCAUGGUGCAAGGAAGCAGGGUUUGUGUGUAUGCCUGCAGCUAGCACCUGCACUCACUGAAAUUCUUCCAACUGUUCUGCUCUCUUCAGAUGCGUACACUUCACUAAAAUUUACUGCAGGGCAGUAUUUAGAUGUUACCUGUGUUUCUUUCCCAGAGGAGAAGCAGAGCUUGGGAUGUUUUAUAUUUUAAAUGGAAAUCAAUGAGAACAGCUAUUUUUAAAGCAUUUUCUUUAUUUACAAAGUAUUGUAUUUGCUCAAACUGACAAAUGUCUUUGCAUUAAUGUUUCUUAUACUAGUUGUGUUACCGUAGAUAAUACUUGAUAUAAUUUUGGAUACAAAAACACCCAUUGAAGUCAAUGGAAGUCUUUUAACUGACAAAAUGGAAUCUGCAUCAAAGUCUGUAAGAAUAAAGGAGUGGUAAAAAGAAAAAAAAAGACAUGAAUAGUUGUAAUGGGCAGGAAAAGAAAACACUGUAGAAUAUUCUUGAUGCUGGUCAAUAAGCAACCUGCAACGCGUGCUUAUUCCAACCAGAAGAGAGAACAAAAGAGAGGAAAGGAUGCAUAACUGGGUGUCAAAGCUGAAGCCUUGCAGUGACGGGGAAUGAUGCUCUGGCUGCCCCUGGGCAGCAGCUCUUAGAAAUGAGGGUUGUGGUGCACUCCAUUGAAUGUGAUGCCAAGCCACGAUCAUCCUUAUGCUCUGUAUUAAUUGUCCAAAAGUACUCUACAUCUGAAAAUGUAUUUUCACACGUUGUUUCUAGUUGCAUUUAUUUUGUUUGACAGACUUCUUAGCUGCAGUACUGGUGUCCACAUCUCUAUUUCACAUUUAUUUGUCUUUUUGUUGACUAAACACGGUAACUAACUGCUGCAGUUAGUAAUUCUUAGCUGUAAUUUUGAUAACUCUGAAGCAGUGCUGUUAUUCUUAAUGGAAAAUAUAAUUUUAUUUUUGUCAGUUUAACUGUAAAAAGAUCACGCUGAUGAUCUUGUAAUAACGUUUUGUAGAUUGCAUAUUGAUUAAAAAAAUAAAGUUGUAUUUCAAACUUGCCGUUUCUUGUCCCCUCACUAAAAAUUUAUCAAGCUUGUUUUACAUUUACUGUAAUUAACUGGUUGAUCUUGUAGUGGCGAGUACUGCAGUUCAUUAGAAAAAGGAACUGCACUGUGUGUAUGAGUGGGGGAUGUCAUCCUGGUCUCAAAUGAUGCUGGUCGCAGAAAGCUGAACUACAUAUUCUAGUAAUGAUCAUAUACUGCAGGCUUUUUGCCUCAUUCACAUAACAAUAGUAAGCCAAUGAAUACCACGUUUUUUUUCCUAUCCAGUGCUUCUCCAAACUCCCUGGGAUGUUGGAAUAUAACCUAGCGACAAUCAUUGAAGACCUUCAGAAAUUUCAAAGUCUGUUCUUGAAAUGAGCUGCAAUUCAUAGUGAAGUGGUGAAGUCGCAGUGAGGAAAUACAUGAGUAAGGCAGAGAUCUGUGGGGCAGCACUUCAAGGAAUUGCCUUAAAGUAUAAAAUAACCAUGCCACUUAUCCUGUUUAUCAGGUGAAAACAUGUAAACCUUUAUUCCUAGCAUGUGCUACGUUCAGCCAUUUUACAGCUCUUUCAUUAGUAAAAUUAAUAAAAAAGUUAACUGUAAUUUUUUAGAAGAAUCACCUCUUAGCACAGUGGAGUUGGGAAGCCUUGGAGCAGAGCUAUCAUCUUUCUUCAAGAUGAUACAAGAAGGGAGGUUGAGUAUUCAGGAAAGGCAAGGCUUAUCUCAUCCUUAAUUAGGAUUACUUAUGCUGCAUGAGUUUCUGGGUGUUUUAGGGAGCAGAGCUGCAUGCUGCUAUUUGGUGUAAUCAGUCUACCAGGAGUGCCAUUUUUAUACAGCUGUUUUACAGAUCAGAGCUCUUCUUAUGCUCCCCAAUAUCCAGAAAAUUUAUCAUUAAAUUGAAUUCAGGGAAAGUCUUUCCUACAGUUCAGAUAAAGUGAUUUGAAUCAGGUAAAAAACAGGAGAGUCAUCUGAGGAAACAGGAGUCACACAUCAUAAAUGGGAGAGGAACAAAUCACAGGUCCCAGCUUUAUCUGUCUCAGAUCUCCAAAAGAAUGAUGAAGCUCAUAAUAAAACCACACUAUUAAUAAAAUUGGUUAUGAUACCAGAGCACCAUGUCUCUAAAUCAACAACUGAAAACAAAGGCAGCGUGUUAGACAAUAUCUUUAAAAUGAGAUUAUAAUUCUGCCCAUGUCAAGGCUGCUGCAUAAGGACUUCCCAGAUUCUGCAGCCACUUUCUUCUAAGAAUGAUUACUUUUACUUGGCAAGAGGAGCGAGAUGGCAGUUGUAAAAUAAUAACUUAAGAAACAUUCUCAUAGAGCUGCAGUUAUGUUCCUCAAGAGCAGCAAUACUGAUUUUUAACAGCAGAGGGCAUUCUCUACCAAGCUUCUGAGUUCGCCGAGGACAGUGUUUCAAGUGGUAAUGCAUUGGAAAACAGUAUUUUUUAAAAUGAAUAAUAAAGAUUCAUCAUCCGAAAUUAAAUCUUCCCUAGACGUCACGUAUCAAGAGGAGUAUAAAUAAUUACAAAUUAAAACCUGUCCAGUAAAUGAAUGUUUGAGGUGCCCUUAAGCAUCACUAUCCCAAACGCUGACAAAACCCUGAAAAAUCAGGAGGAUCUGAACAGCAUACUAAUCUUUUUGAUAGCCCGGCUUCUAAAACACUUGAGAGCUGUUAAAGAAACUGCAGUGGGGAGGGCUGGACUGAAAGCUGAAUUAAGAUGGAUGAAACGUAGAUACUGUUCCCAACCGCUUUAUGAGAGCUUGGGCAAAAUAUCUGGUGCAUUUCUUCACUUAAGAGUGGGGUUAAAUGUUAAGAAAAUGCAUAAGCAUGAAAAUCAUGACAGGCUUGCAUUUUAUGUUGCAGGACACUGGUACCGUGUUAAGAUCAGCAACAUCAAAAGUAGCUAAUUAGUAUUAAGUACUGCUAUUAUUGGGUGUUUUCAUAGAUUUUCUUAUUCAAAGAUUUAAUUUAAGGAUGUAAUUAACCAGGCUUUUUUUCAUGCUUGCCCAAUGGACACACUGAUCACAGCACUUGAGCGAGAAGGUAUCUCCUCUAGUAAUUUCUCACAGAAAUUUUAUCAGGUAGUUGCCAGACCUCAGGUGAUAACCAAGUGCCUUGAUUAGCAUGCAAUGCCCACUGCAACCUUUCUGUGUGUCUUGGAAAGUUGUAUCCCCACCCUCUAUUUUUACUUUCUCCUAAGCAAUACCUGUAUUCUAUGGGUAGGUGUAGAGUGCUG
Molecule: messenger RNA, 8187 nt
Organism: Phasianus colchicus (ring-necked pheasant)
Lineage: Eukaryota; Metazoa; Chordata; Aves; Galliformes; Phasianidae
Gene: STON1
Product: stonin 1
Biological process (GO): regulation of endocytosis; endocytosis
Source: RefSeq, a predicted model, not a curated record